Molecule: messenger RNA, 1713 nt
Organism: Kalmanozyma brasiliensis GHG001
Lineage: Eukaryota; Fungi; Basidiomycota; Ustilaginomycetes; Ustilaginales
Exons: 1
Coding region: 1-1713 (570 amino acids)
Source: RefSeq, a predicted model, not a curated record
AUGGACGCCUUCGACGGCGAAUCAGACCUAUCGGACGUUUCGGCUCCUCCAACGCCCGGUGCAGCCGCAACCCCACGCGCAGCCUCGCCCGGCCCUUCUUCACCAGCACCGGCGAACGACGCCUCACCAGCACCGCCAAAGGAUGCCUCACCACCGCCGUCCACCAGCACGCGGCGCUCGACACGGCGCGCCUCUGGACCAGCCAGUGCCGAGACGACGCCGGCAAAGGAGUUGCCCGCGAGGAAAGCGAGCAAGGCGGGUGGCUCCAAAGGCAAAGCUGCCGCACCGACCGACACGCCGCCUUCAUCACGCCGGGCGUCGGUGCGGGGCAAGCAACUCUCGCGCUCUCCUUCAGCGGAAGCGUCAGCCGGUGUCGCUCCGGCGUUGGCACGCCGAGCCUCGACGCGGGGCAAACCACAAUCGCGCUCCCCUUCCGCAGAUGCGCCGACCGCCAGUGCGCAGUCCAAGUCGCUGAAGGUCAAGCUGACCAAGCCCAAGAGCCGGGACGCGACGCCGCACGAGGAGAGCGCCACAUCAACCCCGGCUUCCUCGGGCAAAAAAGUGACGCUCAAAGCGAAUGGCAAGAAGAGAAGUGUUGCUGACCUGCGCGAGCUCGGCGAUGAAUCGGACGACGAGGAGGCGGCCCAGUCCGGGGAUGACUUCGUGCCCGAACAGGGUCCCGUGGACAAGAAGUAUGGCAAGCGCGACAGGCAGACGAGGAACAAAGCGCGGGCGACGAUCGCAGACGACGAAGAAGAGGAGGAACCGGUCAAGGUUCCACAGAGGAAACGGGCCAAGCUCGAGGAUUCGAAGCCGGACGAUGGCGGAAAGAGAAAGGCGAGGAGCGGUAAGGGCGCGAGGAGGACGGUCGACUACAGCAGUGACGAGGACGAGGCGAUGGUGGAUGCUGCGAGUGACGAGGACGACGAUUUGCCUAACGCUGCUGCCACUGGGACUGAUGACGAGUUUGAGGAGGACGUUGGGCCGGCAGCGGGGAAGAAGAGGAAGUCCGAUAGCGGGAAGAAGGCUGCUCCUCGCGCGGGUCCGUCUGCGAAGUCGACUGCAGGACCAGGUGGGAAGAAAGCAGCUACUUCCGCAUCCGCAGCAACAGCAUCGACUGCUGGGGCAAACAAGGCCAUGUCAUCGGAAGCACGUAUGAGAGCCUCGAUCGACGCUGCGCUGGACAAAAAAGCACCAUCUGCAGCGCCGACCAAGCUCAAUCCCCAGGCUUCCGCGUUCCGUCCGGGCGGCGCGCUCAAACCUGGCGCUCCCGCUGGCGGUGCAUCCACCCCGACUGGCGCCGGCAAGCCCACUUCCACCACCAGCACCGUCAAACGCCCUUCCGGCAAACCGGCAUUCGGCAAAUCCAUGUCGGGCUGGGACUCGCUCUUCGGUCCCCUUUCCGGUCUCUCCUCCCCCACCGCCAGCGGCAGCGCCAAACCGACACCACCGAAAGCAGCGCCACCCGUCUCAGCAACAGGUAUACGGCCUGAUCCCGUGCUCGAAGCCGCCUCCGCUGCAGACGUGCAACGGCUCAAAGGUGAGGCGGUGGAGGAGCAUCUCAACACGGACGAGUGCUUUGAUUUGCUAGCCCACGCGGAUAUCAUGUUGGCGUUCGAGCGCGGGCUGUACGUGGAGGAUCGGAAGCUGGCGAGUCGGCUGAGGCCAUUUGUUUGGCGUGCGGGGGGCGUCAUCCAUGGCAAGCAGACGUAG